AUGGAGCUGCUGGGCCUUGUGCUGCUGUUGGUGACUGGGGCCAUGGCUCAGGACAUCCCCCGGAUCCUGCGGGGUUUCCAGUGCCGGGAGCACUCCCAGCCGUGGGUUGCAGCGCUUUUUGAUGGGGUCCGCUUCCGGUGCACCGGCACCCUGAUACACAACCAGUGGGUGGUGACGGCUGCUCGGUGCAACACCGGCCGCACCCUGAACGUCCGCCUGGGGGAGCACAAUCUGUGGCAUCUAGACUGGUCAGAGCAGCUGACCAUGAGCUCCCGGCUCAUCCCGCACCCCCUGUACAACAGCAGCACCAGCCAGAACAACAUCAUGCUGGUGAAACUCCUGGUGCCGGCCAACACGAAUGGCGAAGUUAAGCCACUCCCGCUGCCCAGGAACUGCCCCCGCCCCGAUUCGACCUGUGUGCUUUCCGGGUGGGGCUCCAGCACCUUCCAGAAAGGUCACAAGUCUCCAGACCAGUCUCACUGCACCCAUCAGCUGCUGCACUCCGACGUCCUGCUCUGUGGGAAUAUCACAGUUCUGCCUGACACCGAAUGCCAGGUCACCCACCCCAACCGCAUCACCCCCAACAUGAUCUGUGCCGGCGUGAUCCAUGGGGGCACCGACUCCUGCCAGGGAGAUACCGGCUCACCACUCGUCUGCCAGAGGGAACUUCAGGGUGUCGCCUCCUGGGGCUUCGAAGAAUGCUCCCACCCCAACCGGACUGGCGUGUUCGUCAAGGUGUGCAACUACAUCAACUGGCUGCGGGAGACCAUGAGAACUGGCUGA
Messenger RNA from Caretta caretta (loggerhead turtle), 783 nucleotides. RefSeq names its product kallikrein-15-like. Gene Ontology annotation, cellular component: secretory granule. The record is from RefSeq and is a predicted model, not a curated record. NCBI's taxonomy places the organism in Eukaryota, Metazoa, Chordata, Testudines, Cheloniidae. Gene Ontology annotation, molecular function: serine-type endopeptidase activity. Gene Ontology annotation, biological process: proteolysis.